Molecule: messenger RNA, 2477 nt
Organism: Rhagoletis zephyria (snowberry fruit fly)
Lineage: Eukaryota; Metazoa; Arthropoda; Insecta; Diptera; Tephritidae
Product: V-type proton ATPase catalytic subunit A
Biological process (GO): proton transmembrane transport; ATP metabolic process
Cellular component (GO): proton-transporting V-type ATPase, V1 domain; lysosomal membrane
Molecular function (GO): ATP binding; proton-transporting ATPase activity, rotational mechanism; ATP hydrolysis activity
Source: RefSeq, a predicted model, not a curated record
ACCAAAUUUAAGAGAGCACAAGAGCGAAGCUAUUGCAAAGCGGAAGAGAAAGCGAGCGGUAGUGGUGCACACAUUUUCGUUGUUAACACAUUUGUAUACAUGUGAGAGGCCGAGGGGCAAUCAAAAUGCUUGGGCCCAUGGUGCUUUGGCCUAAUAAUAAUGAAAUUAAAAAAAAAAAAUGCGAAUGUUGAAUUAAACAAGUACUUUUCAUAUGUACCUUUGUUUGAUUUCAAGAUUUCAAAGCAUUAAUUAGUGUCGAAAGUGCGUUUAGUUUUAGAAAUGUGUGCGUUUCGUUGCUACAAAAACAACAACAAUACAAAGUAAAAUAGAUAAAAAUGUCGACACUGAAGUGCUACCAAGAUGAGGAGAGCGAGUCGCAAUAUGGUCGCGUUUUUGCCGUUUCCGGUCCCGUUGUUACUGCGGAACGAAUGGCUGGCUCUGCUAUGUACGAAUUGGUGCGUGUAGGUUACUACGAAUUGGUCGGUGAGAUCAUUCGUCUAGAAGGUGACAUGGCAACCAUUCAAGUGUACGAAGAAACUUCCGGUGUAACCGUCGGUGAUCCAGUGUUACGUACAGGCAAACCGUUAUCUGUGGAAUUGGGUCCUGGUAUUUUGGGUAGCAUUUUCGAUGGUAUUCAACGUCCUCUAAAGGACAUUGGCGAAGCCAGUGGUUCCAUAUAUAUACCGAAAGGUGUAAAUAUUCCUUCGCUUUCACGCACUGAGGCUUGGGGAUUCAAUCCGACAAAUGUGCGCGUCGGUUCGCAUAUAACCGGUGGCGAUCUAUAUGGCAUUGUUCACGAGAAUACGCUGGUAAAACAUCGUUUAAUUGUGGGUCCACGUUGCAAGGGUACAGUGCGUUAUAUCGCGCCCGCGGGCAAUUACACAGUGGAGGAUGUGAUUUUGGAAACCGAAUUCGAUGGUGAAAUUACAAAACACACAAUGUUGCAGGUGUGGCCUGUGCGUCAACCACGUCCAGUUACUGAAAAACUGCCUGCAAAUCAUCCCUUGUUCACGGGCCAACGUGUAUUGGAUUCACUAUUCCCUUGUGUACAAGGCGGCACUACAGCUAUACCGGGCGCGUUCGGUUGUGGCAAAACUGUAAUCUCACAGGCGCUCUCGAAAUAUUCCAACUCGGACGUCAUCAUUUACGUCGGUUGCGGUGAGCGUGGUAACGAGAUGUCUGAGGUAUUACGUGAUUUCCCCGAGCUGACUUGUGAGAUUGAUGGCGUGGUCGAGUCUAUUAUGAAACGUACCGCCUUGGUAGCCAACACCUCCAACAUGCCGGUAGCUGCGCGUGAAGCCUCCAUCUACACCGGUAUCACACUCUCUGAAUAUUUCCGUGACAUGGGUUACAAUGUUGCCAUGAUGGCUGACUCGACAUCACGUUGGGCUGAGGCGUUGCGUGAAAUUUCCGGACGUUUGGCUGAAAUGCCUGCCGAUUCUGGCUACCCAGCCUACUUGGGUGCACGUCUGGCCUCCUUCUACGAGCGUGCAGGUCGCGUUAAGUGUUUGGGUAAUCCCGAACGCGAAGGCUCGGUGUCUAUUGUCGGUGCGGUAUCGCCACCUGGUGGUGAUUUCUCUGAUCCCGUUACUUCCGCUACACUCGGUAUUGUGCAAGUGUUUUGGGGUCUAGACAAAAAACUGGCGCAGCGUAAACAUUUCCCUUCGAUUAACUGGUUGAUUUCAUAUUCGAAGUACAUGCGUGCAUUAGAUGAAUAUUAUGACAAGAAUUUCCCAGAAUUUGUACCACUUCGUACAAAGGUUAAAGAGAUUUUGCAAGAGGAAGAAGAUUUAUCGGAAAUCGUGCAGCUGGUCGGCAAAGCAUCGUUGGCGGAAACAGAUAAAAUUACACUGGAAGUUGCAAAACUUGUGAAGGAUGACUUUUUACAACAGAACUCCUACUCGCCUUAUGAUCGUGUGUGCCCAUUUUACAAAACUGUGGGCAUGUUAAGGAAUAUGCUGGCCUUCUACGAGCUAGCUCGCCAUGCUGUAGAAUCCACUGCCCAGUCAGAUAAUAAGAUCACAUGGAAUAGUAUACGUGAUGCGAUGGGCAAUAUCAUAUACCAACUAUCGUCAAUGAAAUUCAAGGAUCCCGUUAAAGAUGGUGAGGCGAAAAUCAAAGCAGACUAUGAACAACUUCACGAAGAUUUGCAGCAGGCCUUUAGAAAUAUGGAAGACUAAAUCUAAACAAUCUGAUGGCAAGUUUAAACACACAAAUACAUAAUAACCAAAGCCAAGUAAUAUAAUGAAAAUGAAUAUCAGUUUAAGCAAACCAUCAAUAUAUUUAAUUUAUUCAUUUAUCAUAUAACUGAUAUAUUUGAAACUAGUCAUUUCAACUAGUCAUUUACGUAUUACCGUAAUAUUUAUGAAAAUAAAGUUAGGAUCAGUUUAACGAAAAAAAAUUUAUAAAAAAAUAGUAUUCAUCCUUAAUUUACCUCUUUAUGUCCUAUAAGCAAAUGUUAAUACAUACAUAUAACU